UGUUCCAGAACAAUUAAUAAAAAAUACAAAGAUUGUCGAAUUGGGAAGAUCUUGAUUUGGUUUUGAGAUUUUCGAUCUUUAGAUUUUAAAGAAUGAAUUCUGAACGUUGUGCUGCUUGCAAAUACUUGAGAAGAAGAUGCCCUUCAGAUUGCAUUUUCGCUCCUUAUUUUCCUUCCAAUAAUCCUCAAAGAUUCGCAUGCGUUCACAAAAUCUAUGGUGCCAGCAACGUAGGAAAAAUGCUCCAGCAACUCCCAACUCACAAACGUGUCCAGGCAGCAAAUUCCUUGUAUUAUGAGGCACAAUGCAGAAUUCAAGAUCCUGUCUAUGGCUGUGUUGGUAUAAUCUCUCUGCUACUUCAACAAAUACACAAAGCAGAAAACCAGCUAGCUAAAACCCAAGCGGAAAUCGCCGUCCUCAGCAAUUCUCAUACACAAGAUUCUCAAUUUCAACAAAAUUUUUUGCUACAACAAGGCAAUGUAGGCCAGUCCAGCCGCCCUUCCACUCAACCUUCCUCCUGGUUUAAAUGAUUUUUUGUU
Messenger RNA from Hevea brasiliensis (rubber tree), 536 nucleotides. RefSeq names its product LOB domain-containing protein 24-like. Lineage: Eukaryota; Viridiplantae; Streptophyta; Magnoliopsida; Malpighiales; Euphorbiaceae. The coding region runs from base 93 to 527 and encodes 144 amino acids. The transcript has 2 exons. The record is from RefSeq and is a predicted model, not a curated record.